AUGAAGAGGACAAGACAUAAGGCUCCUUACAAUGUCAUAUGCUACUCUGAUCCAAUGCGCUUGAAGACUGCCGAGGAGCUUUUGAAGACUACAAAGUAUAUUGAAUCAAAUGUGGAGAAGUUUCUGUAUGAGAAAUCUUCGAGCAAGGACAAGACUCUAAAGAUCUAUGAAGAUGGUUAUCACUGUAUUUUGGAAGGGGAACCUGAUGACAGAAUACUUACAGUUCUUAAUGAUAUUAUUUCGUGGCUUGACUCC
This is a messenger RNA of Thlaspi arvense, 255 nucleotides long. The record is from the annotation of a GenBank genome assembly. Lineage: Eukaryota; Viridiplantae; Streptophyta; Magnoliopsida; Brassicales; Brassicaceae.